CCCACUAAGUAAAGUCUGAUACCUACACAUGGGGUCAGUUCCAAAGUACCAGUGUGUGCCUGCCUGUUUGUCUCUCAGGGCCCUGUCCACAGACUCAACCCUCUCUCCGUGAUGUGGUGCAGCCGUGUGUCCCUGCGUCGUCUCCAGCACAUCGCCGUAGCGCCGUUGAACCUUUUGAGGAAUGCGACUGCCGGUGCCGUUCAGCGGAACAUGUCCAGCAUGUCCAAGGUCUACGUCACCAGACAGAUCCCACCGGUGGGCCUGAAGAUCCUGCAGGAGUCUGGGCAGGUGCAGUAUGAGCUGUGGGACUCAGACGACGUCCCAGUGCCCAGGAAGGAGCUGCUUCAGAAGGUGAAGGGGGUCGACGCACUGCUCUGUGUGCUAACGGAGAAGAUCGAUGCAGAACUACUGGACGCUGCAGGCCCUAACCUGAAGGUCGUUAGCACUAUGUCAGUGGGGUUCGACCAUCUCUCUCUGGAAGAGCUUAAGAAACGGGGUAUCCGUGUGGGCUACACCCCUGAAGUGCUGACGGAUGCUGUGGCCGAGCUGACCGUAGCUCUGCUCCUCGCCACCUCUAGGAGGCUGAUCGAGGCCACACACGAGGCCAAGACCGGAGGCUGGGGAACGUGGAGAACUCUGUGGCUGUGUGGACAUGAGCUGGCUAACAGCACUGUGGGCAUCUUUGGCCUGGGGAGGAUUGGGGUUGCUAUUGCCGAACGCCUUGCACCAUUCAAAGUUAAGAAGUUUAUUUACACCGAUGUGGAACCCAGGCCUGAGUUGGCUAGUUUGAUCAAUGCAGAAUAUGUCUCCAUGGAUGAACUGGCCAAACGGUCUGACUUCCUGGCCGCGUGCUGUGCUCUCACGCCAGAGACGAAGGAGAUCUGCAACAAGGACCUGUUCUCAAAGAUGAAGAAAACCUCCAUCUUCAUUAACACCAGCAGAGGCGGCGUGGUGCACCAGGAGGACCUAUAUGACGCGCUAUCUACCGGACAGAUUGCAGGGGCUGGACUAGAUGUGACCGUUCCUGAGCCCCUGCCCACAGACCACCCUCUCUUUACACUAAAAAACUGUGUGAUCCUACCCCACAUUGCUAGUGCCUCCUACUCCACCCGCAAUGAGAUGUCCGCCCUGGCAGCCAAUAACCUGCUGCUGGGCCUUCGCGCCAAGCCAAUGAUCAAGGAGCUCAAACUUUAAGUAACCAAUAGACACUGACUUCACCUGUUUAUUAGGCUAGUCCUCUUUCAUUUAACUUAGCUUUCAUUCCAUUUUAUAGUCAAGACUAUACAAAUACUUUUCUGACAACUGUGCAAAUGUAAACAUGUACAAAUCUCACAAAGGAAUGAACAUUUACUCUUUAAUAUAUCAAUAUAACAACUAAAGCACUGUUUUUUAAAACGUUUGACAUUGAUGACCAUUACAUCCAGUGUUAAGUUUUACACUAGGUGUACUGAAAAAGCAUGUCAAAGAAUGUACAUACUUUAAGGUUGGCAUAGGAAAGCCAAGCUUUUUAGAGGGUAUAAGGCAGUAACUAAUUCUGGGGCAAUCUAAAGUGUAUGUGUUUUAUAUUUCCCAUUAUAAGCUGUUGCAGAAGACAGAACCAUGGCAAGUUUAACAGGCCUCUCCUGGAUGCAAACAAGCCAUUUUAGAAGAAUCAAACUUCAACCCUUGGUACUGAAAUAUAUAAUCAUGUCGCUUCAACUCAACUCCAUAUCUGCUCUCACAUCCUCUUCACUCCAAGAUGUAUGAGAGUUAAACAUGGCCAACCAAACCAUUAUUUCACUACACAGACCAUUUCACAAGCCUUGUGUAUUCCUCACUUAUAGUCAGAGAAGAUUAUAGCUUAAAUUAACAGUGACGAGUUCAAUCAAUGUUAUUUUCUUUAAAUAAUAAAAGAAAUACCUUUCUUAAUCUCAAAAA
Molecule: messenger RNA, 1917 nt
Organism: Gadus macrocephalus (Pacific cod)
Lineage: Eukaryota; Metazoa; Chordata; Actinopteri; Gadiformes; Gadidae
Gene: grhprb
Product: glyoxylate reductase/hydroxypyruvate reductase b
Exons: 9
Coding region: 112-1194 (360 amino acids)
Cellular component (GO): cytosol
Molecular function (GO): hydroxypyruvate reductase (NADH) activity; glyoxylate reductase (NADPH) activity; hydroxypyruvate reductase [NAD(P)H] activity
Source: RefSeq, a predicted model, not a curated record